Molecule: messenger RNA, 2813 nt
Organism: Rhodamnia argentea
Lineage: Eukaryota; Viridiplantae; Streptophyta; Magnoliopsida; Myrtales; Myrtaceae
Product: disease resistance protein L6-like
Exons: 6
Coding region: 108-2678 (856 amino acids)
Biological process (GO): signal transduction; defense response
Molecular function (GO): ADP binding
Source: RefSeq, a predicted model, not a curated record
UCCGCUUGGGCACACGAAAAGGCAUUUCACGAUAUCUGGAAUCAUUUCGAUUUCCUUCAGACUUUGAAGGAGAAAUCAAGUGCAGAGCCGGUCUGUGCGAAGAAGAGAUGCAUCGUCUCGUUCUAGGCAACCCUUUCGCGGCGCUUGUCGCACCGAUCCUUCUCUAUGUGCUCGCGCACAAGCUUCUCAAUAAGAGGAGAGCGAGUCCGCCAACUGGUUCGCAGCCAACUGGUGCUUCAACUGGCGAGCUGCCAACUGAUGCUUGUGCUUCAACUGGUGAGCCGUCAACUGGUGCGCCAAGUUCUUCUGUCCCGCCUUUCGGAGUCUACGAGGUGUUCUUGAGCUUUAGAGGUGUGGACACUCGAAAAGGCUUCGCAGAUCUCCUCUACACAAGCCUCGUCGAUGCCGGAAUCCACGUCUUCAGGGACGACGACGAGCUCCGCCAAGGCGACAGUAUCAGCCCAGAUCUUCUGGAAGCCAUUAAGAGCAGUUCGAUUUUGAUCCCGAUCAUCUCUGAGAAUUAUGCUUCCAGCAAAUGGUGCCUUCAGGAACUGGUUCACAUGAUGGAGUGCAUGAAAAGCUCGGGGCACAUGGUCUGGCCUGUAUUCUACAGAGUGGAACCCGCGGAUCUGCGACGAGGAAGAGGUAGCUUUGGAGAGGCAUUUCGUUAUUACUGCAAGCGUUUCGACCCGGCGAAUGUGAAAGUAUGGAGGCAAGCGCUCGCAGAAGUGGCUUCCUUGAAGGGAUGGGAAUCAGAGAGAGUUGCUAAUGGGCGAGAAGGAGAAUUGAUAGAAUCUAUUGUGCGAAAAGUUUUGAUCGAGUUGAACGAAGCGGUGGGGUUGGACGUUUCUGACAAUUUGGCCCGAUUUGAUAGUGACGUGGAGAAGGUUAUGGAAUUAAUCAAUAAGAGUUCUGGUGCUACCGUAUGUGUGGGAAUUCAUGGAAUGGGGGGCACCGGUAAGACGACUCUUGUCAAAGUCAUCUACAACAAGCUGUCCGGUCAAUUUGAACGUCAUAGCUUCAUUGCAGAUAUCAGCGAAUCAUGCCAACGCAAUGGUAUUGUGUACUUGCAAAAUCGAUUAAUCUCUGAUAUAUUGGGAAGGGAUACUCAAGUGUAUAAUAAAGAUGAAGGAAUCACAUUAAUCACAUCCGGGUUUAGAGCUAAGAAAGUGCUCAUUAUUCUUGAUGACGUGGAUACCCACGACCAAUUUAAGGCUUUGGCUGGAAAUACUGACUGGUUUGCUCCCGGAAGUAGGAUCCUUGUCACCACUAGAAAUGAGAGUGUUCUUGAGAUGGCUGGAGUCGUCGCCAAGCACAAGCUUAAGGAAAUGAAUGAUGAGCAGUCUUUGAUCCUAUUUUCUAGACAUGCAUUUCGAAGUAACUCUCCUCCCAAUGAGUUUUCAGCUCUUGCUCCCGUUGUGAUAUCUAUAAUAGGAGGGCUUCCAUUAGCUCUCGAAGUUGUCGGUUCAUAUUUAUGUGGACAACCACCAAAAAUAUGGAGAGAGACAAUAGAGAAGAUGCAAAAUAUGCCUCAUACGGAGGUGCGAGAUAAGUUGAUGAUAAGUUAUUAUGCAUUGGAGGAGGAUCAAAGACAAAUGUUCUUGGAUAUCGCUUGUUUUUUAAUUGGGAGUGAGACAAGAGUUGCAUCCUACAUGUGGGAUGCUUGUGGCUUUUUUGCAAGGCUAGGAAUUGAAGUACUGAGGUCUAUGUCGCUCAUAAUAAUUGGAGAUAAUUAUGAAUUCGGAAUGCAUAGUCAAUUGAGAGAUCUUGGUAGGGACAUUGUGCGCGCAGAAAGCUACCAUGAACCUCACAAACGUAGUAGAUUGUGGGUUUAUGAGGAAGCCAUGGAAGUGCUAGAGAGAGAAAAGGGAAGUGAAAUGAUUCAAGCCGUUUGUCUAGAGAAAGGCAACUCCACAGGAUUUGCUGAUGAGGACGACUGUGACUAUCAAGGGAGCCGAACAUUUACACCUGAGCAAUUUAAAAGAUCACCGAAAUUGAGGUUCCUUGGCAUGAGUGACGUGAGUCUUAGCGGAGAUUUUAAGGGUCUAUUUUCUGAGUUAAGAUGGCUCAAAUGGGGGAAUUGUCCCUCAGAUUUUAAAGCAACCAACUUACAAGCAGAGGAAUUAGUCAUACUUGACUUGUCAGGAAGCCCGAUUUCAGAUGACUGGCAGGGAUGGCGUUCAAUGAUGAUGGCAAAAGAGCUGAAAGUUCUCAACCUUACAGGUUGCCGUUCUUUGAAGAGUACUUUCUACCUCUCAGCUUUUAAAAGAUUGGAGAUUUUGAUCCUCAUAGAUUGUAGCGAAUUGGAGGGAAUUGAUCCUCGUAUUGGAGACAUGGAGAACCUCGUUUCCCUAGACUUGAGGGGAUGUUUGCGUCUUACGGAGCUACCGCCUCAGAUGGCUAAACUAGAACGAUUGGAGGAACUUCAUCUAGAUGAAACUGCCAUAAAGGAAAUUCCUUCCUUCAUCAGUUCUCUAAAGAAGCUAAAGACGCUUAGUGCCAAGUAUUGCAAAUUCUUGCUUGGACUUCCGGACUCGAUAGGCCAUUUGGGAUGCUGCGGGUUUCAUGGAUUGAGAGAGAUCUCCAACGCAAUUGGGAAGCUGGAAUUGUUGACUCGACUGGACUUAUCGUGGCCAAGGAUCACGGAAUUACCUGAAGGAAGUUCUGGAUAUAGGUAAUAGAAGCAUAGAAAAGCUACCAGGUGGUAUUGUAAGGGCUGCAAAAGCUCUGAGACUUAAAUGCAUGAUAGUGCUCAAAUUUGGGAGGGGAAUACCAAGCAUCCGUAAUCUUUCUUCUCUUAAGUCUAGUGCAUU